AUGGCUCCAAUUAUCCACUGCGUCCGCCACGCCCAAGGCCUGCACAAUGUGUCCACCGCCAACCAUGUCAUCCAAGAUCCCGUCCUUACCGACCUUGGCCACGAGCAAUGCCAAACACUGCGCGCGAAGUUCCCCCGCCAUGCCAAUAUCGACCUGGUGACUGCCUCGCCCCUCCGUCGCACACUCUACACUGCGCUCGAGAGCUUUGCGCCGGUCUUCGAGUCAAAUCCGGACUUGAAGAUUAUCGCCCUGCCUGAUAUUCAGGAGACCUCGGACGUUCCAUGUGAUACUGGCAGCGAUCCUUCUGUUCUGAAGGAGGAAUUCAAGACGGGAGUUGAUCUGGAUCUCGUGCAAGAUGGGUGGAACAACAAGGUAGGUUCCUCACUUUUUGGAAACUCGGGAUUGCCUCGACAGUAUUCAGCACAUGGUGUACUCACAUUUUGUCUCGAAAAGCUAUCCGGUCGCUACGAGCCGACCAACAAAGCCCUCAAAGAACGCGCUCGUGCAGCCCGUCGCUGGCUGAAAGCACGCCCGGAGAAGGAAAUUGUCAUGGUCACGCACGGCGGUUUCCUGCACUAUUUCACUGAAGACUGGGAGGACAGCAGCCAGUUCCAGGGCACCGGCUGGUCCAAUACCGAGUACCGCACUUUCACUUUCAGUGAGGAGAUACACACAGAUGAUCUGGAGGGAUACCCUCUGGAUGGUGAUAAUGCUUCACUUGAGGAGACUCUUGACUCACGGCAGCGCCGGGGUAAGACUGGACCUAUGCCUAGCCGGGAGGAACAGAAGACACUGUAUAAGAAGGGCACCCAGGGCUGGGAUGACCAGGGAUUGCAGAUGAGCACCGCUGAACGGGAGGCGGCUAAGGUUACCGAAGGUGAGGAGGUCAAUGGGGUCCGGGUAUGA
Messenger RNA from Penicillium mononematosum, 906 nucleotides. RefSeq lists its product as uncharacterized. The coding region runs from base 1 to 906 and encodes 301 amino acids. Gene Ontology annotation, molecular function: phosphatase activity. The record is from RefSeq and is a predicted model, not a curated record. Gene Ontology annotation, cellular component: cytoplasm. Lineage: Eukaryota; Fungi; Ascomycota; Eurotiomycetes; Eurotiales; Aspergillaceae. The transcript is spliced from 3 exons.